AUGAGAGCAGAACCACAUCGAACAGGAUGAUUUAAAACAAGAUGUCGAAGCUGCUGGCUUUGAGUUUCGUCCUCCUGGUGACCGGAGGGGGAAGCUCGAUGGUGGAUGAAACUUUCACUCUUGAUGGAGACGUGCGUCACCUGGUUGUAGGCAACAGCUCCCUGUACAUCGCAACGGAUGAGAGUCUUUACCAGCUCAACCACGACCUGGCUUUAGCACAGAGGCGAACUCUGACGGGAGUCAAUGGGACGUUGACAGUUCAAGUGUUGCUGCCGUUUGUCAGGAAUCGAACUCUGGUCAGCUGCGGGGUGACGGAGCGCGUGUGCGGCUACUGCGAGGUGCUGGACCUGAACAACAUCAACUCUCUCAUCCACAAGGAGAAUGUGUUGGUGGGUCCGAUGCGCGGCGGUUCGUCUGUGAACUUGUUGGUGGACGUGAAGGCGCCUUCCAGCGCACGUGUGACUUAUAUUCUAACGGCCUUGAAGCAUGUCAAAGACCAGCCAGAGGUCCGCGGCUGCCUACCUGACGCCAAUGUGGUGUUUCUCUACGACACGAUCCAGGAGAGACGCAGGGAGAUAUUCUCAAAGGCAGAUUUCGGAACCAACACGGUUUUCAGUAGCAAACACGAUGUCGAGUUUGUGGACGGAUUCCAGAUGAACUCCACCGUUUAUCUGUUGUCGAACGUGUUUCCUAAAAUGAAGGGUAAAAGGGGUGGGAAGGAAGAAGAGAGGGGGGUCAAGGUUCGACUGGUCUGGAUGCAGGCACAAGAACACAAGAGGGACACGAUGAGGUCAGCGCGGGGAGCGACUUUUGAGUAUCCGUGGAAUGAAACCCGACUCAUAGCGUCAUCGGUGGUACCGAGCUCUGAUCCGGUGCUCUGGGCCGGUGUGUUCAGUCGGGAUGGAGGCCCCACCAGCACCGAGUUGGUCUUAUUCGACAUCACUCCCGAUUUCAGUGGGGAUGAUAAUUGUGACCCAGACUUCAAGACGACUGGCUCUUGCAACAGCGAACUGCCAAAGGAUCCGCUAAGUGCAAAGAAAGUUCUCUACCGAAAGAAUCACAUGACUGCCGUGUUGGCUACGAGAGUCAGGACGUGGAUGGUUUUCUUCAUCGGGACAGGAGAUGGUCAGCUGACUAAACUCUCUGUGGACAGCAACUUUCAAACAACAUGUCCCACAGUUCUCUACCACACCAGCAAUGAUCGCAAAGUAUUUCCCAAAAUGCACAUUGAUGACACGGACGGCAAGCACUUGUACGCAGCCUUCAAAAACCAGGUCAAGCGUGUUCUAAUGUCAAAGUGCAGUGCAAUGACACGUCUGGAGGACUGCUGGUCUGCACAGGACCCGACAUGUGUCUGGUGUGGUCCUGAACAAAGGUGCAUGUUUGAGGGUGAAUGCCAGAGUGAAGACUGGAUCUCUUAUGCUGAAAGCUACCAAAAGAAGGUGGUCUCCUACAGGCUUGUUGAGCAAAGCAUGGGCCAGAUCGCACUGAAGGUCCAGGCUCACAUCACUGCAGGUCGAGAGGUUCGCGGUGGAUUUGCUUGUCAGUUUUCUGGGAGGUCUGGCGUAUUGUGUAGGGAUGGUCUUCCUCAGAGUUUCCCAGGAUGCACCUGCGUCUUAUCAAGCAGCAAGCUUCCCAUCAAAAGUACGGACGUCCUUCUUAAGAUGAAACUUGGGCGGUCAACACAUCAGGAAAGGGUGACCCUCCAAAACUGCACUGAAAUCAAAGGACCACGCACCUCUGCUCUAUGUUUACAGUGCGUUUCGGUUGGAUGCAGCUGGACCGGUAACGGGUGUUCCUGGCACAGUGAUAUUGGAAAUGUGCAGGUCAGCGAUUGUCUGUCUGUGGAGUCGGGGACCAGCAGUUCUAUGCCGAACAUCACAUCAGUCACCCCAAAGACUGUGUCCUUCUACGGCAAAAACCAUGCACUCCUGUCAGGACAAAACCUCAGUCAAGUCACUAAAGGGAGGAUUCAGUUUGAGCUGGACUGCACCCCUCGAGAGUUCGCUGUGUUGAACAGAACUGAGACAAAUCUGGUGUUUCACAUCCCCCCUGCUGACCAAAAAGGAGUGGUCAACAUAUGUGUCGUGCUACCAGACGACAGUUGCCAUGGCAGUGCAGAAGUCACUUACGUGUCUGCACCGACCUGCAGCAGCGUCAUGCCAAACAGCUCCUGGAUCAGUGGAAAGAGGAACAUCACGCUCUCAGGGUCUUAUUUAGACAUGGUGGAUGGGAUCGUUCACAGUGUAACACCACAGGAAAUCAAAUUUCCUUUGGCGAGUACGCAUCAAAAUCUGUCUUAUGAGACGCCAGCAGUUAAAGAAGCAGCAACAGUCAGUGUGUCACUCAGAGUUGCUAACCAAACAUUAGCUUGCCCUCGAAACAUCAUCUACUACCCCGACCCGGUGUUCACGAGCUUCACCUCCACUGAAAAGGGUGACGACCUCAGCAUCACCAUACAGAAAAAAGCAGACCAUCUGGAAAUGACGACAGCAGAGCUGUCAGUUUGGGGGGUGCUGAAUGGUGAAGAGUAUCCCUGUGUUAUGAUCUCUGGAGGAACAAGUGAUAACACAGACUUUUUUACCUGUGAAAUCAGAAACACAGUGAAAGUGUUUAAGGAGAUAAAGAUUAUGUACGGGGAGACAACAGUCACACUGGAGUCACCAUCCUCCAUGUUUCUCGUGAUUCUGCUGGUUCUGCUGCUGCCGAUUGUCAUCAUUUUCAUUGUGGUGGUGAUAGUUUACAAGAGGCAGCAAAAGAAGCUGACAGUCCAGAUGAACCAGCGGAUGGAAGUUCUGGAAAUGGACAUCAGGAAUGAUAUCAGACAAGGUUUUGUGGACUUGCAAACGGAGAGAGCAGACCUGAUUCAAAACGUGGGAGCAAUUCCCUUCUUUGACUACAAGCAUUUUGCCUCAAGAAUCUUUUUCCCUGAGAACGAAGCUUUGAUGGCAUCCUGUAUCGCAGAUAUCGGUCAGAACGGCAGCAGUCAAAACUUGGACGAGAGCUGCCAAGGCCUGUUGCAGCUGAUUCAGGACCCGCUCUUCCUGACAUCCAUGGUUCACGCUCUGGAGGAGCAGAAAAGUUUCACCAUUAGAGAUAAGUGCACUGUGGCAUCGCUUCUGACCGUCGCACUCCACAGCAAGCUGACCUACCUGACAAAGGUGAUGGAGGUUCUGUUGAAGGACCUGAUGCAGCAGAACAGCAACACUCAGCCCAAACUGCUGCUACGACGCACAGAGUCCAUUGUGGAGAAGCUGCUGUCCAACUGGAUGUCCAUCUGCCUGUAUGGCUUUCUGCGGGAGAAUGUGGGUCAGCAUUUGUUCCUGAUGGUCAGUGCUCUGACACAGCAGAUCAGUAAAGGCCCGGUGGACUGUGUGACUGAGAAAGCUCUUUACACACUCAGUGAGGACUGGCUGCUGUGGCAGGCUCAGGACUUCAGCGCUCUGAAACUGAAGGUUCUGUUUCCGGUGGGCAGUGAUGGCGAGGUCAGCGAGCCCCUGGAGGUCAACGCUCUGGACUGUGACGCAGUGGAUCAGGUGAAAGAGAAAAUACUGUCCUCCUUCAAGACAAAGUUUGGUUUCUCCUACAGCACCCUGCUCAGGGACCUCUCCAUUGAGUUUGACCGAGAUGGUUCAUUCGUGGCUCUAGAAGAGGUUGACGCAAGUUCAGAGGUCAUUGGAGAAGUGACCAUGCUCAACACACUCAGGCACUACAAGGUGCCUGAUGGAGCAACUAUCAAGGUGCUCCCAAGAAGUAAAUCCACUCUCCGCCCCCAGGGCAGUGUCAAAGAUGAUCAAAACUUCUCUGGAAAAUACUUCCACUUGAUUGAUCCCGAUGUGGACGAGAGCCAGACCAACAAUCCAGAGAGAAAGAAGUUAAAAGUCAAAGAAGUUCACCUCACCAAGCUGCUCUCCACAAAGGUGGCCGUGCAUUCAUUUGUGGAGAACCUAUUUAGGUCCAUUUGGGGUCAUACUCACGGGCGAGCCCAUCAGGCUGUCAAAUACUUCUUUGACUUCCUGGACACUCAGGCGGACAACAUGAAGAUCACAGAUCCAGACGUGCUUCACAUCUGGAAGACCAACAGUCUGCCACUGCGCUUCUGGAUCAACAUCAUGAAAAAUCCCCAGUUUGUCUUUGACAUGGAGAAAACAUCACAUCUAGAUGGCUGCUUGUCUGUCAUCGCUCAGGCCUUCAUGGACUCCUUCUCGCUCAGUGAGAUGCAGCUGGGGAAGCAUGCACCAACCAACAAGCUCCUGUACGCCAGAGAUAUCCCCGUGUUUAAGCAGGAAGUGAAGACGUUCUACAAGCAGAUUCGAGACCUUCCUCCAAUGGCGGAUGCAGAAUUUAACAACUUCCUGAGAGAAGAGUCUGAGAAGCACGAGGAAGAGUUUAACAAAGCAGCUGUCCUCACAGAGCUCCUCAAGUUCAUCAUGCGAUACUUCUCUGAGAUCAAAGAGAAGCUUGACCAGAAUGGAGCUCCGGCAGAGAUGAAGGAGCACCUUGCUGACAUCAAGAACACCUUCGGAGGAGUCAAAAGCCGAGCGUGGUCGUGAAUCUGCGCUGAUGUCUGGGCUGCUGCCAUUGAAAGACUACUGGAAUAAAGAUGAGGAUGUCACACUCUCAGUGCCUUGACAACACUUCUCGAUACAGCAUCAGUCGUCUUUUAACUCUCAAUUCACUUUUUACAUGUGCCAUCUGACUAUAAGGACAAUCAUAGCUUCAUUACUUGCAAACCUCAAUAAAAAAGCUUAUAUGAAUAUUUCUAUGCACAAAUGUCCACUUUUUGUCAAACAUGAUGUUUCGAAUUGUUUUAGUGUUUUGGACUGUAUGUAUAAGACAAAAACACAUUUUGGCUAUUAUGGCGCGAUGAAAAUAUGUCUGGACUGUUUUCAGGGGCUGCCACAGCAAUCCAGUCUCCUCCAUCUUAACUUGAUAUUAGAUCUUGCUAGAUUAGCAUCGAUCUUUAUGUGUCCUCCUUCGCCAUACUUUUUUUUAAUAUCGCCAUCUCCGCCUCUUGUGUCCAAACAGUCUGGGCCUCCCAAUGUAGUCAUCCAGCCUUAUGAGCUGUGCCUCUGAUCUUGUCCGUUCUAGACUCUCCCAAUGAAAACCUCAGUGUAUUGAACAAUGACACUCUGCUCUGUUGAGGUUCUACUUAGUAGAACUACAACUAAGGAACAGUAGUCAAGGUGUAACAGUCAUGUUCUGGUUAGAACAUAAUAUUGUUCCGUCUGUACACAUAAGGCAUUUUAGAUAGAUAAAUAGCCUUUAUUAGUCCCUUUUUACAUUAUUUUUUAUCCCAAGCAAAUGGUAUUCCUUGAUGUAUGAGAUGUAUAAGAGCGAGCACUUUUGUUUUCCAUUGAUGUCUUUUCUUGAGCAUCUUAUUCGAAUACUCUUUUACGUUAUUACUUUAUUUUGUCUUAAUAUUUUUUCAUUUACAGUAUAUUAAUUGUGCAAUGUUCUUAUUUUUACAGCAUUCAUUGUUGUUUGAUAUGGAUGGCUGUUUUAUGUAUACUUAUACUUUAUGUUCGUGGCUGGCAUUUAUGCUUCAAUGUUUGCUGCUUUGACAAGUUGAACUUCGCCAUGGCAGGAGACGAAUUAAGGUUUUCUCAUCAAAAAUCUAUUUAUAAAUAAAUCAAUUGACUCCCACCUACAUCUUCAUCGCAAACCAAUAAAACCCCAAAGUCAAUGCUGAUAUUUAUUGAUUGAUUUUACAUUCAUUAAACAUCCCUUACAAUUCCUCUCUGAUCUAAAAUAUGAUAAUCAGGUUAAAAAUAUGUCAGCAAUCAUGUACAACAUGAACCAUUAGAGGUACUCUGAGUAAAAGUUAGAAGGUGAAAUGUGCUCAGCGGUCAUCUCCUCUCAGAAGAUUCCAUCACAGUGAAGUCCUCUCUCCCUGCACCAGGCGGCCCCUGAAGGCCCAAGAGUCCUGAAAAUGAUAUAUUUUCAGUGACAAUUUAUUAAGUUCCGUUGAGCUCUUCAAAGGAUCACAGCUUUGCUGAAUACUUGAAGGAUGUCGCAAGAUGUACAUUUUAUAAACAAAGUAAGCAUAUGAAAAUAUGGCAUUUGAAAAAUAUAAAUAAACAACACACAAUUUCAGUCAUGUAGAAACAAUGACUCGUCCCACCUGGAAGGUGAUCCCUUCGGAUGAAGAAUAUCUCUUCUGAAUCAACUGAAUCACUUCGUUCUUUAUGUUCUCCUGCGUGGUUCCCAUGACAUCGAUGUAGUAGCAGUCAGCGCUGGCAUAGUGGCAUGAGAUGGCCUGAACACACACAUAAUCAUCAUAAGAAAACUCACCCACAAGACUAAAACUGUGCAACAGUUCUUCUUGGUUUAUCAGCUAAGCUUUCAACACAUGAGUUACAUUUUCAUUUUUCAUAGUUGGACUUGUCUGCAUGUUGGUAUACACGUGUGCAAUUCUCAUGUCCUGCCUUUCUAUGUGGCGAGUUCAUGACUGAAAACUGAUAUUUAACAAGUAAUCUUGCUGUGCUCAGUAUAAUAGCCAGUGAAUUAACAAGUCAUCAUGGUGAAUUUCUCUCAAAUUCAGGCAGUACCUUCCGGAAUCCCUGAGUCCUGUUCACGCCCGAUCCGUGAAUCAGCAACGGGUGGAAGAAGACAGUGUCGCCCUUCUCCAUCUCCAGGUGAACCCUUGGCAGCUCUGGGUCGUAAUCACGCACACCAUGGUACAUCGUGUUCACUCCGUUCUGCGAGACAAAAGCAGAGGUGUGUGUGUGUGAUUCCUCCACAGAAACCUGUGUUUAUCUAUUCCAUACCUCCCACUC
Molecule: messenger RNA, 6779 nt
Organism: Synchiropus splendidus (mandarinfish)
Lineage: Eukaryota; Metazoa; Chordata; Actinopteri; Syngnathiformes; Callionymidae
Gene: plxnc1
Product: plexin C1
Exons: 31
Coding region: 42-4553 (1503 amino acids)
Biological process (GO): negative regulation of cell adhesion; regulation of cell migration; semaphorin-plexin signaling pathway involved in axon guidance
Cellular component (GO): semaphorin receptor complex
Molecular function (GO): semaphorin receptor activity; protein binding
Source: RefSeq, a predicted model, not a curated record